This is a messenger RNA of Sorghum bicolor (sorghum), 5469 nucleotides long. RefSeq names its product ABC transporter C family member 10. The transcript is spliced from 13 exons. The record is from RefSeq and is a predicted model, not a curated record. Gene Ontology annotation, biological process: transmembrane transport. The coding region runs from base 479 to 4927 and encodes 1482 amino acids. NCBI's taxonomy places the organism in Eukaryota, Viridiplantae, Streptophyta, Magnoliopsida, Poales, Poaceae. Gene Ontology annotation, molecular function: ATP hydrolysis activity; ABC-type transporter activity; ATP binding. Gene Ontology annotation, cellular component: vacuolar membrane; plant-type vacuole.
UCACAGCUUGGAGGCAUCACUGCAUCACGACUCUGUAGGCAGGCAGCCAGUCAUUCCUCCCACCUGCCGGAAUUAAAAGCCCCGAUCGAUCCAGCAAAGUGCAUCACGCCCUACAACCUUUCCCAAGUCCCCAAACCAACGUCGUCGUCUUCUCUCUCAGGCUCUCAGUCUCAGCCAUCGUCCCAGCCCACCGUCGGCGGCCGUCGCUCCGUGGAUUCAUUAUCUCGGCCUGCCGGCCAGCCGAGCUUCCCGUAUGUCAGGCGGCGGCGGCGGCGGCUAAGGCAUAGCCAAGGCUCGAGCGAGGCCGCCGGAGCGGCUGACCAUUUCUUUGUGCACACUGCAGAACCUCACUCGAUCAGCUCCAAGAACACCAGAGCCAGCCAGACAGGCAGCCUUCUGUUAGCCAUCACAAGCUAGCAACUGACGAUGGGCUUGAGGAGGACCUGACCCAAGCAUCAGUGCAGUAAACAUCGGACACAUGGCUUCCCUCACAAGUUCAUGGAUGGCGGGCAUGUGCGGGAGCCCAUUUUGCUCCAAGGAAGCUUCAGCGUCAUGUGGAUGGGAGGAAAUACUCAACUCCUCCACUUGCACGAAUCAUAUCCUGGCGAUUGGCAUCGCUACUCUGAUCGUCAUCGUUCUUGCAAUCCAUCUUUUCGUCAGGAUCGCAAAGAGCAGACCACAUGUGCAGCUGCUUGUCGCACUCACUUCGCCACUGCAGUUGGCUGCUGUAGUGUUCAAUGGCUGCUUGGGUCUCAUUUAUCUUGGCCUUGCAUUGUGGAUGCUGGGGACCAACUUCAGCCAGCAUGCCUCUGUUUACCUUCCACAUCGAUGGUUGGUGAACUUGUCUCAGGGAGUCAGUUUGAUCCUUAUCAGCUUUGCUUUCAGCAUCAGAUCACAGUUCCUUGGAGCAGCAUUUUUCCGGGUUUGGUCAGUUCUGCUAACCACAUAUGCUGCAUUCGUUUGCUGUACCUCGGUUGUUUACAUGAUUGCAGAUAAGGUUCUAGGCAUGAAGGCUUGUUUGGAUGUUCUAUCCUUACCAGGUGCACUACUGCUCCUUGUUUAUGGGAUUUGGCACGUCAGGGAAGAUGGCAAUGGAGGAGUUGAAAGUGCUUUAUAUAAGCCUCUGAACACUGAGACUCACGAAGAUACAGCUGGUUCUGAGAGUCAUGUAACCCCGUUUGCUAAAGCCGGGAUUUUCAGCGUGAUGACAUUUUGGUGGCUAAAUCCUAUGAUGAAGGUGGGUUAUGAGAAGCCUCUUGAGGACAAAGACAUGCCACUUUUAGGUCCCUCGGAUCGAGCAUAUAGCCAGUACUUGAUGUUUUUAGAGAAUCUGAACAGGAAGAAGCAGUUGCAGGCAUAUGGAAAUCCGUCAGUCUUUUGGACUAUCGUUUCUUGUCACAAAAGUGAAAUCUUGGUUUCAGGUUUCUUUGCAUUGCUCAAAGUGGUUACAUUGUCUUCGGGUCCAGUGAUUUUGAAAGCAUUCAUCAAUGUUUCACUUGGGAAAGGCUCCUUUAAAUAUGAAGCCUAUAUUUUAGCUGCAACAAUGUUUGUUACUAAAUGCUUUGAAUCUUUGUCACAAAGGCAGUGGUAUUUCCGUACUCGGAGGUUAGGACUCCAAGUGCGGUCAUUCCUAUCGGCUGCCAUCUAUAAGAAACAACAGAAGCUGUCGAGCUCUUCAAAACUGAAGCAUUCUUCUGGAGAGAUCAUAAACUAUGUCACUGUUGAUGCCUACCGGAUUGGUGAGUUCCCAUACUGGUUCCAUCAGACAUGGACGACAAGUGUCCAACUCUGCAUUGCUCUAGUGAUUCUGUAUAAUGCAGUCGGUCUUGCUAUGAUUGCAUCACUGGUUGUCAUCGUUCUCACUGUAAUUUGCAAUGCUCCUCUAGCCAAGUUGCAACACAAAUUUCAGAGUAAACUUAUGGAAGCACAAGAUGUGAGACUAAAGGCGAUGUCAGAGUCCUUAAUUCACAUGAAGGUCUUGAAACUUUAUGCAUGGGAGACUCAUUUCAAGAAGGUCAUUGAGGGGUUAAGGGAAACUGAAAUCAAGUGGUUGUCAGCAUUCCAGCUUAGGAAAUCGUACAACAGUUUCCUAUUCUGGACAUCACCUGUUUUAGUUUCGUCUGCAACCUUUUUUACAUGCUAUCUUUUGAAAAUUCCUCUUGAUGCUAGCAACGUAUUCACAUUUGUGGCCACUCUGCGCCUUGUUCAAGAUCCAAUUAGGCAGAUACCAGAUGUAAUUGGAGUCGUUAUACAAGCUAAAGUUGCUUUCACUAGGAUAACAAAGUUUCUUGAUGCGCCUGAGCUGAAUGGACAGGUUAGGAAGAAAUACUGUGUGGGCAAUGAAUAUCCUAUAGUGAUGAACUCUUGCAGUUUCUCAUGGGAUGAGAACCCAUCAAAACCAACUCUGAAGAAUAUAAAUUUGGUAGUCAAAGCUGGAGAGAAGGUUGCAAUCUGCGGCGAGGUAGGAUCGGGGAAGUCAACACUUUUGGCUGCAGUUCUUGGAGAGGUUCCUAAAACUGAAGGCAUGAUCCAAGUUUGUGGGAAAAUAGCAUAUGUUUCUCAAAAUGCAUGGAUCCAAUCAGGAACCGUGCAAGACAAUAUUCUCUUUGGGUCUUCGAUGGACAGGCAAAGAUACCAAGAAACACUUGAGAGGUGUUCUUUAGUAAAAGACCUUGAAAUGUUGCCAUAUGGAGAUAAUACUCAAAUCGGGGAGAGGGGUGUAAAUCUUAGCGGUGGUCAGAAGCAGCGUGUUCAGCUUGCUCGUGCAUUAUACCAAAAUGCAGACAUUUAUCUUCUUGAUGACCCUUUCAGCGCUGUUGAUGCUCACACAGCAACUAGUCUUUUUAAUGAAUAUGUCAUGGGAGCUCUGUCAGAUAAGACUGUCCUUUUGGUGACCCACCAAGUCGAUUUUUUGCCUGUAUUUGAUUCUGUUCUGUUAAUGUCAGAUGGAAAAAUUAUUCGUUCUGCACCUUAUCAAGAUUUAUUGGCAUAUUGUCAAGAAUUUCAGAACCUUGUAAAUGCCCAUAAAGACACUAUCGGUGUUUCAGAUCUUAACAGAGUCGGCCCCCACAGAGGAAAUGAAAUAUUGAUCAAGGGAUCGAUUGAUAUUCGUGGAACCCUAUACAAAGAGUCUUUGAAGCCAUCACCAGCAGAUCAGUUGAUCAAGACAGAGGAAAGAGAAAUGGGUGACACUGGUCUCAAGCCUUAUAUCCUUUACUUGCGUCAGAAUAAAGGCUUCUUCAAUGCCUCUCUGGGUGUUCUUUGCCAUAUAAUUUUCUUAUCUGGCCAAAUAUCGCAGAAUUCAUGGAUGGCUGCUAAUGUUCAGAAUCCUGAUGUUAAUACACUUAAGUUGAUUUCUGUGUACAUUGCAAUUGGAAUCUUCACAGUGUUCUUCUUGCUAUUUAGAUCGUUAGCACUUGUCGUUCUUGGGGUCCAGACAUCAAGAUCUUUAUUUUCCCAGUUACUCAACUCAUUGUUCCGUGCACCAAUGUCCUUUUUUGAUUCUACCCCUCUUGGAAGGGUACUUAGCCGGGUAUCUUCAGAUUUGAGUAUUGUUGACCUUGAUGUUCCAUUUGGAUUGAUGUUUGCUGCUGGUGCCAGCUUAAACGCAUAUAGCAAUCUGGGGGUAUUGGCUGUUGUUACAUGGCAAGUUCUGUUCGUCAUAGUGCCGAUGAUGGUUUUGGCACUCAGGUUGCAGAGGUACUAUUUAGCCUCAGCUAAGGAAUUGAUGAGGAUCAAUGGCACUACCAAAUCAGCUCUGGCUAAUCACUUGGGCGAGUCAGUUGCAGGGGCAAUAACAAUAAGGGCUUUUGAGGAAGAAGAUCGUUUCUUUGAAAAAAAUUUGGAACUUAUUGACAAGAAUGCUGGUUCAUAUUUCUAUAAUUUUGCAGCAACUGAAUGGCUGAUUCAACGUCUGGAGACAAUGAGUGCUGCAGUUCUUUCUUUUUCUGCCUUUAUUAUGGCUCUUCUUCCUCCAGGAACUUUUAGCUCUGGGUUUAUAGGAAUGGCAUUGUCUUAUGGUCUAUCCCUAAAUAAUUCAUUUGUUUUCUCUAUCCAAAAUCAGUGCCAGCUAUCAAAUCAAAUAAUCUCUGUGGAAAGGGUGAACCAGUACAUGGACAUACCAAGUGAAGCAGCAGAGAUUAUUGAAGAAAAUCGACCAUCACCAAACUGGCCGCAAGUUGGUAGGGUGGAUCUUAGAGAUUUGAAGAUCAGAUACAGGCAAGAUGCUCCUCUUGUACUACAUGGAAUCACAUGCACUUUCGAAGGUGGAGAUAAGAUCGGUAUAGUUGGCCGGACAGGAAGUGGAAAGACAACUUUAAUUGGUGCAUUGUUUCGUCUUGUUGAGCCAACUGGAGGGAAAAUAAUUAUAGACUCUGUAGAUAUCACUACAAUUGGCUUACAUGACCUGCGUUCACGUUUGGGUAUCAUUCCGCAAGAUCCGACACUCUUUCAGGGAACCAUAAGAUAUAAUCUAGAUCCUCUUGGGCAAUUUUCGGAUCAACAAAUAUGGGAGGUUCUUGACAAAUGUCAGCUUCUUGAAGCUGUCCAGGAGAAGGAACAGGGAUUGGACUCACUUGUUGUGGAGGAUGGUUCGAACUGGAGCAUGGGUCAAAGGCAGCUCUUCUGUUUGGGACGUGCACUUCUAAGAAGAUGUCGUAUCUUAGUUCUCGAUGAGGCCACGGCAUCUAUAGACAAUGCUACUGAUGCUAUCCUUCAGAAAACAAUCAGGGCAGAAUUCAGAGAUUGCACUGUUAUCACUGUUGCACACCGUAUACCCACUGUUAUGGACUGCAAUAUGGUACUUGCAAUGAGUGACGGGAAACUAGUGGAGUAUGACAAACCUACAAAGCUCAUGGAAACGGAAGGAUCUCUCUUCCGUGACCUCGUCAAAGAGUACUGGUCAUACACAUCGAAUGGAAAUAUUUAGAACUCACCUCGUCAAAGAGUACUGGUCAUACUCAUCAAUUGGAAAUACAUGUUCAGUCUCUUAAAAGGAGAUACAAAAAUCUUGGCUCGCACAACUGAAGAAGUCUUCUAUCUGAAAUCUUAAGAAAAGGAAUCAGGCAUUGUCAGGAAAUGCUCGUUAUCAAGUUUUCACCACCCAUUCUGAGCAACUUUUUGAUCACUUCUGUUUUGGGUCAUUGAUUCCCUUCAGGCACUGAAUAGAAGGAAACCUGUCCCUCAAAAAAAAAAAAACAGAGGAAAUCUUCAGCAUUUCUUUGCUCCAAUAGUGAGGUAAAUAAAAGAAUAAAUGGGAGGUAUUAACAUCAAGUCUGCAACGGUGAUACUUCAUGUUCAUAGAAAUGCUUAGGCUAUUCCAUUGAAAUUUUGUGGUGUAUACUUACAUUCCUACAAAACUAAGUCGAGUAUAUGAUGUUUGGGGGGGAAAUAAUGGCUUUUCAGCACCCUCUUGUUCAUGUUUAAUGUAUAUUCAUCGAGAGAACCGAUUUGGUGGUAACUCUGUUUUCA